Galleria mellonella (greater wax moth) is the source of this 10289-nucleotide messenger RNA. RefSeq names its product N-alpha-acetyltransferase 15, NatA auxiliary subunit (gene Naa15-16). Gene Ontology annotation, molecular function: protein binding; protein-N-terminal amino-acid acetyltransferase activity. The coding region runs from base 113 to 2749 and encodes 878 amino acids. NCBI's taxonomy places the organism in Eukaryota, Metazoa, Arthropoda, Insecta, Lepidoptera, Pyralidae. Gene Ontology annotation, cellular component: cytoplasm; NatA complex. Gene Ontology annotation, biological process: N-terminal peptidyl-methionine acetylation. The record is from RefSeq and is a predicted model, not a curated record. The transcript is spliced from 16 exons.
CAUAGACAACAGUUCUUCAUCGACUUCUUUGGUUUAUAGCCACGAGGUUUUUAGAAAUAUUUCAAUUUAUUAGUAAAAAUAAUAAACAGACAUUUCUUUUUCUUUGAACAAAAUGCCACCCAGUAAUCCUUUACCGCCUAAAGAAAAUGCUCUUUUCAAACGAAUUUUGCGUUGUUAUGAACACAAACAAUACAAAAAUGGAUUGAAAUUUGCUAAACAAAUAUUAUCCAACCCAAAGUUUGCAGAGCAUGGAGAAACACUGUCAAUGAAGGGGUUGACCCUCAAUUGUAUGGGCAGGAAGGAAGAGGCUUAUGAACAUGUACGCAGAGGUCUCCGUAAUGAUCUUCAGUCUCAUGUCUGUUGGCAUGUCUAUGGUCUGCUUCAAAGAUCAGAUAAAAAGUAUGAUGAGGCAAUCAAAUGCUACCGCAAUGCUCUCAAAUGGGAAAAGGAGAAUAUUCAGAUCUUAAGAGACCUUUCACUUCUCCAAAUUCAGAUGCGUGAUUUGGAAGGUUAUAAAGAUACAAGGUAUCAGCUGUUCAUGCUCAGACCCACACAGCGGGCUUCAUGGAUUGGAUUUGCCAUGAGCUAUCACCUGCUCGGUGAUUAUGAGAUGGCAAACAGUAUUUUAGAUGCAUUCCGCACAAAUCAAAUGAAAGGCCCAUAUGAUUAUGAGCAUUCAGAACUUCUCCUUUACCAAAAUAUGGUUAUAGCUGAAUCAGGCCAGUAUGAACGGGCAUUACAACACUUACAAAAGUUUCAAAGCCAAAUUCUUGAUAAGUUAUCAGUUAAAGAGACAUCUGGCGAAUAUUAUUUGAAGCUUAAGAGGUUCAAAGAAGCAGAAGCUGUUUAUGAGGAUUUAUUAAAAAGAAAUCCAGAAAAUGUUAUGUAUUAUCAGAAACUUAUAGAAGCUAAACAACUUAGUAAUCCUGAUGAUAAAGUGGCCUUCUUUGAUGUAUAUAAGAAAGAAUACCCCAAAGCAAUAGCUCCGCGGCGGUUGCAGUUAACGGAUGCGCAAGCGCAGCCCGUUUUCCAACGGCUUGUGGACGAGUACCUUAGGCACGGGCUGCAUAAAGGCAUCCCGCCACUUUUUGUAGAUCUCAGGUCAUUAUACGCAGACCAAAGUAAAGCGGACACAAUAGAGAAGUUAAUAUUACAAUAUAUAGAGAAUUUAUCAAAGACUGGCACAUUUAGUUCAGAUGCGAAUGAAGUGAAGCAACCGGCGAGUGCGCUGCUAUGGGCGUACUACUUCGCCGCUCAGCAUUUCGAUUAUAAGAAGGAUACUGAUAGAGCAUUACAUUAUAUCGACGCGGCGAUAGAACACACCCCCACACUUAUAGAACUGUUUAUUGUUAAGGGCAGGAUAUAUAAGCACGCGGGCGACCCGGUGGCGGCGUACCAGUGGCUGGAGGAGGCGCAAUUGCUGGACACAGCGGAUCGCUAUGUUAACUGCAAGUGCGCCCGCUACAUGCUACGCGCCGACCACGUCAAGCGCGCCGAGGACAUGUGCGCCAAGUUCACCAGGGAAGGUGUUCCCGCGACAGAGAACCUGAACGAAAUGCAGUGCAUGUGGUUCCAGACGGAUGCGGCAGCCGCCUAUCAGCGGCUGCAGCAGUGGGGCGAGGCGCUCAAAAAAGCGCACGAAGUUGACAGGCAUUUCUCCGAGAUAAUGGAGGACCAGUUCGACUUCCACUCGUAUUGUAUGCGCAAAAUGACGCUGCGGUCGUACGUUGGCUUGCUGCGACUGGAGGACGUGCUGCGUUCACAUCCGUUCUACUUCCGGUGCGCGCGAGUCGCCAUCCAGGUGUAUUUACAUCUCCAUACGCAGCCUCUACGGGACGUGCCGCAGACCACAGAGCCUGAUACUGAAAACUUAGCGCCGUCAGAGCUUAAGAAACUUAGGAAUAAACAGAGGAAAGCGAAACGCAAAGCUGAGCAAGAGAUCGCGUUGGCAGCACAGGUUCAAGUAAAGCGUGAACAGCACCACAAAGCGCGCCAACAGCAGGAGCAGGGCGACCCCGAAGCACCGCAGCUCGAUGAACUCAUACCCGACAAACUAGCCAGGGUAGAGGAUCCGUUAGAACAAGCAAUCAAGUUCCUACAGCCCCUGCGGACCCUAGCCGCGGAUAGAAUAGAAACACACUUAAUGGCCUUCGAAAUAUACUAUAGAAAAGAGAAACCCCUGCUGAUGCUGCAGAGCAUAAAGCGUGCAUGGAGACUGGAGAGUACCCACCCACACUUACACGACUGCCUGGUGAGAUUCCGCUGCUGGUUGGACCGCUCGCAGGCCACCCUGCACCCCAAUGUUGCAGCUGUGAUCGAUGCCGAGACGGAGCCGAUGAUGCGCGGGCGCAGCGCGCUGCAGAUCGCGGAGGAGUACCUGGCGGAGGCGGGCGCGCGCGGGCAGGCCGCCGCGCUGUGGGCCGCGCGCGCGCUGCGCCGCCUGCAGCCCGCGCGCGCGCCGCACGCGCUCGCCGCCGCCACCAGCCUCGCGCACCACGACCUCUCCAUACAGGGUUGCGUGGAAGUGCUAGAAAGCCUCAGAGCUGGAGACUUCGGCCCUUGCGAGAAAGAAAUAGAGCAAUACAUAGCAGCAUGUCGUGCCAAGUUCCCUUACGCCAUAGCGUUUAUGCCGCCCGCCUCUGCUACACCCGCGUCCGCCCCCGCGGACACCACUGGGGCUGACUGCUCCGACAACCACGUGGACGAAAACAUACCGCUUCAGCCUAAAGAGAUUACAGUUAAUAAUUAAAUACGUUAUGUACCCAGAACCUGUGAGUUAUCGAUUUUAUGAAUUAAGAGCGUUGAAAUGCAUUUUUUCAAUCUCAACAAAAAGUAUCCAAAAAUUUACUAUCUACUUCUCUCGUAUUUAGACUGACUGAAACGGAAUGAAUGGCUGUACCCAGACUUUGUACACUAGGAUUAAUUUGUUGAUAUUUUUUUUUAUCUGUGGUUUAUGACAAUCAUGUCGAUGAAAGGUACAAAUUCACGUUGUGGGAUUGUAAUUAGAUUUUGUACACUGUGGGUUCUUGUUAUCACUUGUAUAAACUCCAGAUGUCAAAGCGUGAUCAUUGCCUCCUAUCUCUGCUUGUUGAUUGUAAAAUUAAAAAUGUUAUUAAAAUGUAUUUUUUUUUCCUUGCAGUGCAGGUUUAUGGAAAGUUUUAAAUAGAUUAAAUAACAUGAAUGCGACAGAGUAUUCGAACAAUGUAGUGUUUAAUCACAUUAUUUUUAUUUAUUUUAUCAUCUUGCUAUUUAUUGUUCAUAAUUAGAUCAUGAAACAAACAUUUCAAAGGCCGGCAACACACUAGCAACUUCUUUCGUGUUGCAAGUGUUCAUGGGUGACGGUAGCCGAUUUCCAUCAGGUGGAAAUCGGCUACCGUCACCCUGCCGUCGCCUGCUCGUUUGCCUUUCUGACAAUAAAAAAAGUUACAUAAUGUCAGUGAAGUUGUAACAAUACGUAAGUAAAAAAAGUCUACAGGAGAACAAAAAAAAACUGUCUAAAAUUAAUGUUUGUAUUCAAAAUCAACUUAUUGAAGUAAUAAAAGACGAUUUAUUUAAAUUUUACGACGCACUCUUGAUUUAUGUUAUUAGUAAAUCUUCGGAACAUGUGAAAGCAAAUACCAUACUCUGAAGCUCAUAACAGAUGACUUCAAAUGUAAAUUUGACCCAUUUCUUAGAGAUCUCACCAUCUCUGUACUCAUCUUCUAAUGGUUGCUUUUCCAAUAAUAAAGACGAAGUUGUAAUAGUCUUUAACUAUUUUGGGAGGCAGUUAUUUACAUAUAUAUAUGCUGUUGAUUCUUAUAGUAACUGUUCCACUAAAGAGCGAGCAAAAUUUUAAGACUUUUCUUUACACGAAGAUAAUUUAUAUUCUCUUAAAGAUCAGUUACAAGAACGUUUUCUUGUGACAAUUGUCCAAGAGUAUGUUAACCUAUUGGCUCUAAUUUAGUUGAAAAUGCCACAGGUUGCUGCGGUAGAUUUUCAUUUAAAAGUAAAGUCACAGCUAAUUCAUCAAUAUAUGAGGACGGAAAUUUAGAUUAAUUAUGAACGAGCAAGUUAUUGAUAUCUAUAUUUUCUUACUCUAAACUAAAAAAGUUAUUAUUAGCACACCACUAAAUAACGUAAAUAAUUACCUUUGCCAUAGGUAAAUCUUACAGACGACUUUGCAGGUUACGAAUCUAUAUGCUGACAAGCCAACACUGCGUAAGCCAGUCAGGCUUACGCAGUGUUGGCCUUGGUAGUUUACUUAUGUAGUGUUACUUUUAUUGAAAUAUGCGGCACGUCUUUUUAAAUAUCUCGUAUCUGAUUAAGUGGAAGAGAGCGUGUCAUAUUUAUCUAUUAAAUGGUAUCACAAUGUUAAAACUGCCAAAAAAUUACUUCGGCAAUGUUAGAACUUCACUGACGAUAAGAUGGUACAAUUAAUGUCAAAUUUUCUACAAAAAAUUCUGGGCGUUGCAAUUUACAUUACAUUAAAACAUUAAAAUUUUUAUAAAUUUAUUUUUAAAUGUAAUUUAAAGUUGUUUUAAAUUUAUUUUUAGUAUAAGUAGAUAUUUUUUCUAGAUGCUAAAAUUAAAUUCAAUUGGCUUCACAACAACCGGAAUAACACUACAGCAACUGAAGCUGUCAAAUGGUACAUCCCUAGUUUGAAUUAGUUUCUGUUUGAAAAGGCAACUGUGAACAACUCAAGUAACCGAGCCGCAGGACUUAACUCUUAGCUUUAUCGUUAUGGGCAAGAGUGGGUUUCAAAAUGGAAAACGCUUACCCUAAUAUUAUUGUCCUAAAUUUUAUCUCACUAUUUCGAAUAACUAAUAAAUAUGGGUUUAGUUUUGAGGCACCAUUUUCUAAAUCGAUUAAGGUAAAAUUUAAUUCGAUAGUUUAGACAAAUUAUUAUCGUUAAGGUUAUUAAGAACUAAAUUUUAAGUAAUUUAGUUGAUACUGAUCCUUCUAAUGUAUAGUAAAAUCUAUACAUACAUACAUACAUAUCUGUCAUGCCUGUCUCCCAUUAGGGUAGGCAGAAAUAAUGGAACGCCAAAUGUUUCGAUUCAAACAAACCUCUUUCGCUUAUUCCACAUUUAUCAAUUUUUUCAUACACGCUCACCGGUUACGGGUACAAAUAAAAAGUAAAAUAAUGUAGUAAAAUCUAUACUAAUAUUAUAAAGAGGUAAAUUGGUGAGUUUGGAUGUUAGGGAUAAUCGCCGGUACUACUAAUCCGAUUUCGAACAUUAUUUCACUGUUAGAAAGGUAUAUUAUCACUGAGUGCUGUAGGCUACUUUUUAUUUUAAUAAGUAUAUAUUUUCAAUAAUUAAUCACAAUAAUUUUAAUCGAAGUUGGCAAAAAUUCUAUUAUAUGGCAUGUGUUGCAUGAACAGGUUGAAAUAAAGGAAUAAAUUCUGUAGCAAAAAUAUUAAUUACUUUUAAUUUUAUUAAGUCUGGGACAACAACGAUCUAAGUUUAAUAUCUCCGCCAAAAUAUUAUUUUUAUAUUAAAAGUACAAUAAAUUUUAUAAGUUGGGUCGCUAGCUUUCUUAAGGAACGUAGCAUUAAGGUCGUAGUCGACGGAGCAUGCUCUGACUUAAAACCUGUGAAUGCUGGUGUCCCGCAAGGCUGUGUACUAUCUCCGACACUGUUUCUUCUGCAUAUCAAUGAUAUAUUACAGAUCAGUGAUAUUCAUUGUUAUGCGGACGGCAGUACAGGAGAUGCAUUAUACACCGGUCAUGCAAAGAUCUCGCGGGCACAUACCGAUGAGCUUCGGAACAGACUUGUGUCUGAAAUCGAAACUUCACUCGAUAAAGUUUCGAUCUGGGGCGAACGCAAUCUUGUUCACUUCAACCCUAAGAAGAUACAAGUCUGCGCGUUCACCACAAAAAAGACACCGUUUGUCGUAUCUCCUCACUUUCAGGGCACUUCCCUCGAUAAUAAGUUGAGUUUGAGGAUUCUUGGUGUCGAUAUAUCUAGCGACGUCCAGUUUUGCGGUCAUCUGGAGGAAAAAGCUAAGUUAGCUUCCAAAAAGUUGGGGGUGCUCAAUAGUGUGAGACAGUAUUUCACGCCAGAACAUCGCCUGAAGCUAUAUAAAGCUCAAAUCAGGCCGCAUAUGGAAUACUGUUCUCACCUGUGGGCAGGAGCGCCAUAGUACCAACUCCUUCCGUUAGACCGUAUUCAAAGUCCGGGCAGCUCGAAUUGUUGAUGAUUGGCACCUUACUGUCCGACUCGACCCACUGAAACUGCGUAGAGAUCUUGCAUCUCUGUGCAUCUUCUAACGAAUUUAUCAUGGGGAGUGCUCUGAGGAAUUGUUCGGAUUGAUACCUGCUCCUGAUUUUCACCAUCGUACAACCCGCCAUAAACUAAAAUUUCAUCCCAACCAUCUGGACGAGUGGCGGUCCUCCACCGUGCGUUUUUCAAGGCACUUUCUUCCACGCACAACCACUCUUUGGAAUCGACUUCCAGCAGCAGUAUUUCCGAACCGAUACGACAACGUAACCUUCAAGAAAAGAGCAUAUUCCUUUUUAAAAGUCCGGCAGCACACCUGCAAUGCCAUUAGUGUUGUGGGUGAUCAUGGGCGGCGGUAGUCACUUACCACCAGGUGAGCCGCAUGCUCGUUUGCCCCCUGAGUUGUAAAAAAAAAUUUAUUUGAUGACGGGUUUGACGUAUACAUUACAAAUUCUUAUAAAAAUAGCUAAAUCGAAAUGGAAAUUUCAGAGAGAUAAAGUUUACUUUUUACAGCAUUUCAAUUAAUGCAGUUGGUCAGAAGAUAAUGCGAAAUAAAAACAAUAAGCCGGUAAAAUUAUUGCGUUGUCGCUGGCGCUGGUCGUGCGAGAAUAGUGGGCGGGGCGCGGAGGUGGGGGGCGCAAGAGGAACUAUAUAAACUCGUUUAUAUUUAAUUCCUAUAUAGGCCGUUCAAUUUAAAACCUUAGAGAAUAUUAGUGCAGUACUUUCAUACACGCCAAAAUACCGGCCUUACUAAAAUGUGUUGAAUAGUUUAAAGGUUACAUAAACAAAUGUACCUGUGCGAAGUCGGGGCAGCUCGCUAGUUCCUAUAAAGUGAAAUUUAAUUUUAAGUUUAGAGAAUGGUGCUUUAUAACGCAUCUCAAUGUUUUGUGUUUAACAUUAAUUAUGUUUUAGAGUUACAUAUUCUGUUAUGUUUAUAAAAAACAAUAUGAUUUUUUUUUUCAAAUAUGUAACAGUACUGUAUCGAUAAUAAAUUCUGUAUAUUAUAAGCAAUCUGUUGAACUAUAUCACUACGGAGACCUUGACAUUGUCACGCGACAAAAUUUAUUAAAUUUUAUCAAUUUAUAAAAAUUAUAUUUUCACUAAUACUACUGCUACUACAAAUAAAUUUUUCUAUAUUUUUAUAAUUUUUUUUUCUUACGUUAUUUUCCAUUUUUAAAGUCCAUUGUGUUUUUGUUAAUAAUAUCUUCAUCCGAGCACUUGUAAAACAUACAGAAUAGGGUUAUUUGCAUUUUUUUUGUAACCUGUAAUGUCAAACAGUUGAUGUCUCAUUUGACGAGAAGUGCUAACCGUCGUUUAUAGAGGUGAACAGUCACUUUAUACACUGUGACGCUCAUAGUAACCCAGAUAAUUUGAGACGUGUACUUAAGUAAGUCAAUACCACAUUAGAUCAUAUUACAUUUUUGGAAAAAUGUGCUUAAUAUUUUACUAUGAUAGCUGGAUUCAUUAAUUAUUUGUUUUUAACUUUUGGUGUUAAGAGAGACGUAAUCUAUUUCUAUGUUUGUAUAUGGUUGUGGUAUCGGAAAGCUACCAAUGGACGGACCGUUUCCAUUGUGGUUUUUUGUUUGUUUUAGUUAGAAUGGUUUAGCUUAGACUUUGGUGGUAAUCAGACCAAACGCCAAAGCUGGGGUCGAAGGCAUCUUGUUAAAUUAAAAAUGGAAUUGUAACUCAAAAACUAAACAAAUUUCAUUAUUCGAGAUGUUCAAAUUCAGAUGAAAAGCAGAUCAUUGGAGAGUUGAAACUUUAUAAGACAAUUGGAAAAAGUAUUGUUUUUUUUUUUUAUUUGCUUCGAGCAAUCCACUGAACAACAUUGAACGCACCUCGCAUCAAACGUACACAACAAAAGUAUACAAUUUGUAACGUGUCUGUUCAGCAUGUUGUGCUUCGUAGAUGCAUUGAUUUGUAGAAGUACCCACUUAUCAUAAUUUAUAAAAAUACGCUUGAGGACGACAUGUCAAAAUAAUAUAGAUAUCAUAAACAUUUUACAAUAAAUACAGCCUAACAAAGUACAAGUGUUUUAUGAUAACGCAAUCGACAUAUGUAUCAGUCAUUUAAUGGAAAGUUUCAUUUGUCACUGAAUGUUAUUUAUUGUAAUUAUUUAUAUCGCGACACAGCCGUAAACUGCGCUUAUGUAGUUGUAUUAUUUGGAUUCAUUUGAUAAUUUGCUGGUUUUGGGUGUUCAAGCUAGGUAACGAAUGUCACAAAGGCUCUUUAAACCCCAACGUAAAUAAACGGCGUGAAGAUGUGCAUAUAAUAGAUAUAGAAACUAAUGACUGUUAUCAGAUGAUACGCAAGCUCGUUUGUCUCUCUUUUUCUAUUAAUAAAAACUGUACCUUAGAGAAAAGAAAUCAGGAUAGUGAAAAAUGGACGUACCUUUUAUAUCGGAGGUACAGAAACAAUAUUUUAUAUAAGUUUAUAUCCGUGCAUACACGCAAACAUGUAAUUGCAAACGUCUUUGUAUUAUCAGUAAUGUUUUUAUAAAAUAAGUAUUGUUUGAACGCCGCGAUUAAAUGUUACCUGAAACGUAUCGGUAGCAUAAUUAUGUUCCUUGUUCAUUAGUUUCUAAGUACGUAUAAUAUCCUGCUUUUAUCUACUCAAAUAGCUUAUUCUAUAUUUGCGGCAUACAAAUUUCGUGGCGCGGCAAUAAUACAUGGACAUUUUAUACGCAUUGUGUUGACCUAAAACCUGCAUAAGAUUCUCUGAAGCACUUCUGAUGACAGUCGCUUUUUGUAGCGUCUUAUGGUUAUUCUGAUAAUAAUAGAUUUAGAGUUUUCGAUUUUGUGUAAAAAUAUCGAUCUUUUGAAUCGAUUCGUGAUCGAUUCAUGUUUGUUCGAUCUUACGAUAAUCGAUCUCCAUCUUUCCAUUUACAUAUCGAUUUAUGGAGAAAGUAAAUAAAAUAGCACAGGGAAAUUAACAAUUUUAAAAAGAGAACCCACGCUGUCACAUAAGAGAUGCCAAAUUCUCUGAUAAAAGAGAACAGAAAAAAAUCACCGAACAUGAUACAUAUCUUCAAUAGGAUCUUUAAAAAUCGAUUCAAAAAUCAAAGAUAGAGGAUUCAAAAGAUGGAAUCGAGAUCGGAAGCCCUGCAGUAUAUCCAGUUGUCUAGUCGGCGGUGUUUUCAAGCCCCUGCCAUGUUGUAAUGGCAUCACGACACGUAAUUUGUACAAUCAAAUCUUGGUAUAGCAUAAUGUAUAUUAUUUUAAAUUUUUAUCAUAAGUGUUUUAUCUACAAUUUCUGUAAUCUCUUGUUCUGUAAACUGUCACGGUGUGUGAGGCCUCAAGUGUUCAAACUUCAUGUAACGGCGUAUUCUGAUUAAGGUUUGUAGUACUCAAUACGACUGGUGUAUAAAAUGUGUGACAAAUUGGUAACCUCACCCAAUACUGACUACUCAUGAGGUUUGCUUUGUAAAUAAUUCUAUAUAUUUAAGUUUGUACUAUAACAAUAUCGUUAGAGUUGUCCAAGUGUUCGUCGACUUGGAUAUUGUCGACUGUGCAAGGAGUGGUAGACAGUAUGCGAAUGUUCGAAUGGAUCGUAACGUGGACUCAAAUGUAACGGUUUUUGUUGUUUUGUAGAUAUUUGUAAAGUCGGACAAUAAUUAUUGUAAUUGUAUUUCAGUUAUGUGACAUUCUAUUUAGCGCCCUGGCGUGAUACAAUUCUGUAUUGGGACUGUUUGCACUGAGUUUUCAUAAAAUAUGGACACGGUUUGGUGUAGAAGGCGCGAGUUCAAACCUCGAUCACUUCGAUUUUUUUUUUCGAUCGCACAAUAAACAUUAGAAUUAUAUUUUCUAGAAAUGUCCAAUACUUGUACAUCGUAUGAAAUAAUUUUUAUCAUUGUUAUUUAUGCUACACAUAUUGAAGAUAUAUAUAUAUAAUUUAGUUCUAUAUAGAUUAUCAAUACUCAGUGCAAGUAGACUCUCUAUUUUAUUUGCCGACAAAUUAUGUUAUGUAUAAUUGAUUGAAAAUUAAUUGAGAACCACCAUGUUGAUUUUAUGUCUUCAGAGUCGUGUGGAUUGGACUAUUUGUCACUUUCAUUCUUGUACAUAAAGUAAUAAAAAUUUAUUUUACAAAUUUA